Messenger RNA from Polyodon spathula (Mississippi paddlefish), 2981 nucleotides. Its product is annotated as ectonucleotide pyrophosphatase/phosphodiesterase family member 2-like. The record is from RefSeq and is a predicted model, not a curated record. The transcript has 25 exons. Gene Ontology annotation, biological process: immune response; phosphatidylcholine catabolic process. Gene Ontology annotation, molecular function: phosphatidylcholine lysophospholipase A1 activity; scavenger receptor activity; zinc ion binding. NCBI's taxonomy places the organism in Eukaryota, Metazoa, Chordata, Actinopteri, Acipenseriformes, Polyodontidae. The coding region runs from base 280 to 2862 and encodes 860 amino acids.
CCAAGGUAAUAACUAUCUUGCCUACAACUACACACGAACCAGACCGCACAAAUGCCUUUAACUUUUAAGCAUUCCUCCAAAUUUCUUUCAUCCAAUCAAUUCCCUGACUUUUUAUGUAGAAGAUGAUGAAAUGAACUCCUCGUCAAAUCAAAGCAGUCUGGCAACCUGACCAGGUGGGAUUGGUUAUAAUUACUAAAGUCACCCAGCAGCACGAGCGACUCGCACUUAGGAGACAACAAGGGUAGAUGAUUGUCUGUGAGCUUGUAAGGGCUUGUCAAAAUGAGCAAAUACAACUGUUUUACGUUAAACAAGGUGCUUUUCGCCGCCUGUUUCGCUUUCGGGGCGAACGUUUGUUUGGGAUAUGUUUUCAAUCGCCACAGAAGAUCUGAAGACUGGGAUGAAGCUCCCCCAGACUCAGGAUAUUCUAUCCUUUCAGAUUCCCCCUGGAUUAGCACUUCAGGAUCUUGCAAAGGCAGAUGCUUUGAACUCCACGAAGCUGAACCACCUGGCUGCCGCUGUGACAACUUGUGCAAAACCUACGACAGCUGUUGCUCAGAUUUUGAUGAGUAUUGUUUGAGAACAGGUAUUCAGUACAAAUGCACUAAAGAUCGUUGCGGAGAGUCUCGGAAUGAAGAAAACGCAUGCCAUUGCUCUGAAGACUGCAUGGGCAAAGCAGACUGCUGUACCAAUUAUCAUGUAGUGUGCAAAGGGGACACUCAUUGGGUGGAAGACGAAUGUGAAGAGAUAAAAUCUCCAGAGUGUCCAACUGGUUUUGUUCGCCCUCCUCUAGUGAUUAUCUCUGUUGAUGGGUUCCGUGCCUCAUAUAUGAUGAAAGGAAGCAAUGUCAUCCCUAACAUUGACAAACUAAGAUCCUGCGGCACUCACUCACCAUACAUGAGGCCAGUGUACCCCACAAAAACAUUCCCCAACUUGUAUACCCUUGCAACUGGACUUUAUCCUGAAUCACACGGAAUUGUUGGCAAUUCUAUGCAUGACCCUGUGUUUGAUGCCAACUUCAACCUUCGAGGUAGAGAGAAAUUGAACCAUCGCUGGUGGGGAGGUCAACCAAUCUGGAUAACUGCCGAAAAGCAAGGGGUGAAGGCUGGUACUUUGUUCUGGCCAUUUGUCAUUCCACUUGAGCGUAGAGUCUUGACUAUGCUGCAGUGGUUUAAUCUUCCUGACAGUGAAAGGCCCUAUGUUUAUGCUUUUCACUCUGAGCAGCCAGAUCUCGUAGGACACAAACAUGGACCCUUGAGCAAUGAGUUAAAUGAUCCUCUAAAAGAGAUUGACCAAAUCGUUGGCCAGUUCAUGGAUGGCCUAAAACAGAUGAAGCUUCAUCGCUGUGUUAAUCUAAUGAUUGUAGGAGACCAUGGAAUGGAGGAGGCAAAUUGUGACAGAACUGAGUUCUUAAGUUCUUAUCUGUCUAAUAUUGACGAUAUUAUUUUGGUACCUGGAUCUCUUGGAAGAAUUCGUUCAAGAUCUCCCAACAAUUCCAAAUAUGACCCUAAAGCAGUUGUUGCAGAGCUUACAUGUAAAAAGUCUGAUCAGCACUUUAAGCCUUACAUGAAGCAACACCUCCCUAAGCGCCUGCACUAUGCAAACAACCGCAGAAUUGAAGACAUCCAUUUGCUUGUGGAGAGGAAGUGGCAUGUUGCGAGGAAAUCUGGGGAGGGAAGGAAACAUCCUGGAAAAUGUAGUUUCUUUGGCGAUCAUGGUUAUGACAACAAAAUCAAUAGCAUGCAGACAAUCUUUCUAGGUUAUGGACCAACCUUUAAAUACAAGACAAAAGUUCCAGCCUUUGAAAACAUUGAACUCUACAAUGUCAUGUGCGACCUCUUGGGACUGAAACCCGCUCCUAACAAUGGGACCCAUGGGAGUCUGAAUCACCUCUUGAAAAGCCCCCCAUUCAUACCAAGCAUGCCAGAUGAAGUAGCCAAACCAUUACAUCCUGCACCUGCUUCUGCUAUCGUCGAUGAAUUGGGCUGUACUUGCGAUGAGAAGAAUAAAGGAGAUGAGCUGAACCAACGCUUGGCCAACAAGGGAACGGGUGAUAGCAAACAUCUGCCCUAUGGUAGGCCUGCAGUACUUUUCCGCACAAAAUACAGCAUUCUGUACCAUAGCGACUUUAUAAGUGGUUACAGUGACACCUUAUCAAUGCCUCUUUGGACAUCAUACACAGUUACUAAACAGGCUGAUGUUUCCCAUAUUCCUGACUCGCUGAGCAGCUGCAUGAGGCCUGACAUUCGUGUGCCACCUGCCAACAGUCAAACCUGCUCUGCCUACAAAGCAGACAAGCAGAUGUCCUAUGGGUAUCUGUACCCUCCACAACUGGCUUCUUCCUCUGAAGCUAGAUAUGAUGCUUUCCUCAUAACAAAUGCUGUUCCAAUGUAUCCCGCCUUUAAGAAAGUGUGGCACUACUUCCAAAGGGUUCUUGUGAAGCGCUAUGCAACAGAACGGAACGGGGUCAAUGUUAUAAGUGGUCCAAUCUUUGAUUAUGACUAUGAUAGUCUUUACGAUACGUCUGACAAAAUUAAACAGUAUGUUGGUGGAUCUGUUCCAGUGCCAACACACUACUACAGUAUUAUAACCAGCUGUCUGGACUAUACUCAGGCAACAGAUACAUGUGACGGUCCCCUGAGUGUGUUCUCUUUUAUUCUUCCUCACAGAGCUGAUAACGAUGAAAGCUGUAAUAGUUCAGAGGAGGAAUCAAAGUGGGUUGAAGACCUCAUCAAGAUGCAUACAGCACGUGUGCGGGACAUUGAAAUUUUGACUGGAUUGGAUUUCUACCGCAGAACCAGCAGAAGUUACAUAGAGAUUCUUUCUUUAAAGACUUUCUUGCAUACCUACGAGAGUGAGAUAUAACCUGCUAACUGUAAUCUGUACAUCUUUGACGCACAGGUGUAUAUUUUUAUACUGUUUUUUGUAUUUAUUACGCAGUGUAACAAUUUUUUUUUUUUUUUUUUUUUUCCUGGGUAGUAAGU